AUGAAUUCUUUGGAAUUAGACUUAACUGCUCAACACAUGGACAAUUUGAUAAGGAAUCUUUCGGGUUUUAACCUUGAAGUUGACAAGAUCGAAAAGAGAUGGGAACUGUUUUUCAGAGCAGUUGCCUCACAGUUCAAUAGACACCUGAGGGAAUAUAAGGAACAUAUCGAAGGGCAUUGCACUUCCCUUGGAUUAGGAAUCAGUGAAGCCUUCGACACACGUAGACUUAGGGAGCUGUUUGUGAAAGAAGUCUCUGAUAACAUUGAAGAGUACAGAGACUGGAUGACAACUGGCGUUAAUGGGUUAGAGGAAGUUUACAAAUUUAGCCAAGACGGAUUUUUCGCAAAUGAAGUUGGUGAUUUAUGCGCGAGAGCAACAGCUAAAGUCUUGAAAAUUCCAAUUGUGAUUAUUACCGCUCUCCUUCAACACCUACGGUGCCAUUCCUACCACACGAAUUCCUUACCACCAUACCCAUCUACAUUGCAUAUGAUCAUUCUGGGCCAGGCCACUACGAUGCCACAAAAGGUACUCGAUAAUUGUUCAAUAACCUUAGGUUAAAUUAGCAGUUAUAAAUUCUGAUAAUGCUACAUACCUCCUCAUAUAUCGAGGUUUGAACUGAGAAUUUUUCGAGAUCCUCCCGAUGUCUUGGCACCCUUAUAAGGUUGAAGUCUUGUACUAGUACUAAGUUGUAAAUGCUUACGUUAAUAAAACUGAGCCGGAAAUCAUUUAAUGGAGAAAAUGAUGUUUUCUUCAUUUGUGCUGAAACGAAUUCUGUAAAUCGAGGUUAUUUCAGAUAUAAGCAAUAACUAUUUGCCAACGUGUCGGUGGCUAAUAGUAGACAUUUAACGAGCCGCGAAGCAGCUUGGCAAAUAUUCACUAAUAGCCACGACACUGAGGCGAAUAGCUGUUUUUAGUACACACUAAAUCAGUGAGAUAAUAUGGCACAAAAAGAUGAUUUAAUAAUCAAUUUAUUCCUGUACGUGCGGCAGCGUGAAACUCGCGAGUUUCUCGGAGGUAAAUAGCAAAGGAUAUUCAGAGUUUGAGUAGCCAGUCAGAGCACACCUUCAACGCUGUCCACUGCUUUAGUAUAUACUAAUGACCUUUAACUUGUCGAAACCUUGUCGAAAACCAUUGCAUUAAUUCUUGACAUGGUUUCAUCGUUUCAGAAGUUUCAAGUGAGAAUGGCUGUGACGAACAAGCGAAGGAAACAAGAUGCACUUGCGGUAAAAACAAGAAAAAUAAGUCAGUUUCAGACAUUUUCUGUGUUUCUGGUAAAUGCCCGUGCCACAAAGUGA
Messenger RNA from Pocillopora meandrina, 1295 nucleotides. The record is from the annotation of a GenBank genome assembly. NCBI's taxonomy places the organism in Eukaryota, Metazoa, Cnidaria, Anthozoa, Scleractinia, Pocilloporidae.